AGAUAUAUAGGUUAGGUUAGGUUAGGUUAAAUUUUGUGUCGCCGUACGGACGUACGGAUGGAGGAUAUUCGCGCUUGAUUGACUCUCCCAUGGAGUAAGAUGACCAGGGAUCGCGAAGACCCUAAUGGUGGAACGAGUUAGAUGCAUAAACGCGCGUUCCAAAGUUUCACGAUCGUUGUAUUGGUUCCCCUCGUAUGCGACCUGUCCUGAUAACGGACACGCUGUCAGAAUAACAUGUCGUGCGAAACACCUGGUAUGGAUUAUGCAACGAUCGUCGACAACGCGGUCAGACAGUUUUACUCCGGGGGCAGCAACGAUGCGCAUCUCUGGCUCCUGCGGGUACAAGCCUCCCCGGAGGCCUGGCACUUUGUGUGGCAACUCCUGGAACCUUCCAAGUCGUACGAAGUGCAAUUCUAUGCGGCGAUAACUUUACAUGCAAAGAUCUCCAAGCAGUGGAACGAAGUGCCUGAAGCCGAGUAUCCGGUAUUGAAGGAACGUUUGCUCAAUAGCGUGAGAAGACCCAACAUCCCCCUGUGUAUCCUUAAGAAGCUUUGUCAAGCGUUGGCCGCGUUUGUAGCCAAUGUUUACAGUGCAGAGAACAGAGAACAGGAUAGGAGUAUAGUUGACGAACUGCUUGACAUUUUACCUUAUGACUCCCCCUCUGCAUUAGAAUUACUGCUUCGAGUACUCUCAACGCUUCCUGCUGAGUACGAGAAGAGACAUGAAGCAAAGAGUGCCAAAUUACGGGAGGCUCUUGUUAAAUUGAUCAACAGCUGGUGCCAAACAGCAUGGUUCUUGCAACAGGUCUUUUCAAUGUGCAAUCCACGUUCCGAGGGCAACGACAGUACAUUGUAUACUUUAGGGCUGGAAUGCGCUCAAUCGUGGCUCAAAAUUGGCCAGCUACCUUUAGAAACUACCGGUCAGAUUUAUCCCUACUUACUGAUAGCUGCGGCUCAUUACGCGCCUAACAAAAAUGAGAAUCAUGGCGAUGACGAGAACAUUAAGACCUGGGAAAUAGUACAAGACUGUUUAAUCAUGAUCGUAACGCACUACGAGCUUCACAAAUGGCCGCAGACAUUUUGGGAAUGGGCAAAGAGCUUGGUAAUGAUGGCGAAACAGUUUAAUGGUAAAUACUUUUGCGAGAUAUUGACUGCCAUCGGGGAGGCUCACAGCCGGGCGUUCCUGAUCGCCCUGGCCGAGAACUCCGAUGAGGGGCACACGUGGACGGCCAUGGGGUUGAUUGAAUUGCUGUUAGAGUGUUCGGAAUUGGAAGGACGUUAUCCGACCGACGAGACGCGCAGCUGCAUCCCGUUUGGAUUCUGGUAUGCGUUACAGGACGACUGCGCCACGCUGGAUCAACCGUUAGAGACCCGGGCCUUGGAGGCAUUGAAACCGAUCUAUUAUCGAUUGGCUCAGGCGUUACUGCGAAAAUCAACGCUGCCCACGUCCCCGAGCGAAAGGGGGGACGCGGAUGAGCGUGAGCUCUUUAGAUGUUAUAGGCAGGAUGUGGCGGACACAUUGGACUAUUGUUACAACGUUCUCGGCAGCGAUCUGCUGGCCCUUCUCGGACAAAGAUUGAGCAUGGAAGACUCGCCGUGGACUCAUAUAGAAUCGACAUUACACGCUUUCAAAGCUCUAGCCGAGAGCGUCGGCACUCAGGAGUACUGUUACAUCCCUGCGCUAAUAAAUCUGAUCAUUGAUCACAUACCUUAUCAUCAUUAUCCUGAGGAGGUAUUAACGUCCGCCUGUUCAACGCUGGGCGCAUACGCCGAAUGGCUGGGUGAGCAUCCCGAACCCUGGCUAGAGAAGGUGUUGCAGCUUGUCACUCAGGGACUGACCAGAAAUUCCACGACGACGCCAUUUGCAAGUAUGGCACUGAAGGAUCUGACGAGGGAAUGCGGAACGUAUCUCGCCCCUUACGCACCAUCUAUUCUUCAAACCAUCAGUCAGACAUUGCCAAAUGUUGAGCCUGGCGGCGGGGAAGGUUUACGGCUCAUGUACGCGGCCGGGAAGCUGCUUAACGUGCUGCCUUCCAUGGAGGAGCAAUUGGUGCAUCUAGAAGCGACAAUGGGACUAUGCGUGACGAGGAUAAAGGAGCUCUUGGAACAACCAUUGUUCACGGCGCGACUCGGUAUGACGAAUUAUUUGAAAAUGGUCACAAUGUUCUUCAGCACGAUUGAGGGCGCGGUCGGCAAGGCUGUGCUGGACGGUGUGCUGCCAGUGUUUAAUCAAAUUAUCACGCAUCCCGAGUGGAGCCAGGACAACGCUACGCUGGAGGCGAUGCACAUGUGCGCACAGAAAUCCCUGUCGGCAUUGCGGCAACCAGAGAUCGAAGCGCGGCCGUUGCUGCCGAUCCUGUCGACUUCCUACAAAACCUGGCCGCAUCCGGCCGCAUUGAAUUUGCUGAAGCAGCUCGUGCUGCUGUUUGGCAGGGACCCAGACAACAUUGUGAGUCCGGUGCUCGCGGAAAUGAGCUUGCUAACGUUGAAUGGCGUAAAGGCAUGUAGGUCGGUGCAGGGCGACUUGUCCGAAUGGUCAGACCUGAUGGAAGCCUACAUGAGCGUGCUCGCACAAAUCUGUAAAAAGAAUGCUCGGUUGUUGCUGCAAAUCCCAGAUCAAAUACCAGACAUGCUGCAAUGCGGGAUCGCUUGUUUAACGCUUCCGGAGACAGCUACGGCCAAAGCGGCCGGACAUUUUCUUAGUCACGCGAUUGUGCAAAGCCCACACCUGCAGACGUUUAUUCAACCGAUCGGACAAGAACUUGUCGCUGCAAUUUUGCAUUGUGUCGGUGGAGCAGUGCCUCACAAUAAUUUGGACCCUCACGCCGAAGUUAUGUUAGCGUUGAACAAAACGUGUCCGGAAUGGACCGCGCAAUGGUUACGAGCAGGACUUGAGAAUCAAAAGAACCUUGCCCUGAUAUUGCAGAAAGAGGACAUUACGCGCAUUUUGCGUGAAAGGACGAACAGGGGGCGACUUUGCGACGUAUUAAAGGAAUUUAGUAUUCAGUGCCGUCAAAAGACGAGUAUUUGACAAUAGAACUCCCGUGAUGUCGAUUGACAAAUUUUACUGUAUGAAAUGACCGAUUUAAGAUAUAUAUGUAACACACAAAAGUUGAUAUAAUUUAUCUCUUCAUAAUAAACGCUGCAUAAUGUA
Monomorium pharaonis (pharaoh ant) is the source of this 3153-nucleotide messenger RNA. RefSeq names its product importin-13 (gene cdm). The coding region runs from base 235 to 3030 and encodes 931 amino acids. The record is from RefSeq and is a predicted model, not a curated record. Lineage: Eukaryota; Metazoa; Arthropoda; Insecta; Hymenoptera; Formicidae. Gene Ontology annotation, biological process: protein import into nucleus. Gene Ontology annotation, molecular function: small GTPase binding. The transcript has 8 exons. Gene Ontology annotation, cellular component: nuclear membrane; cytoplasm.